AUGUUCGCCCAUAAGGCCAGAGGGCUAAGAUUGGGUAGCCGGCCCAAAUUCUUGACUCGCCAGCUUUCAAUAAAAGCGGCUUACUCUGGCUCGUUCCCUGCCACACUACACCAUUAUCGCCCAACUCCAACGAUCCUUUACGACAGAGCAGAGCAGGGAAGACGGCCUCAUGAUUUAUUUGAAGACAGCGUUAUCGAGAUGGUGCGGCAAUACUAUGAUGAAAUGCUUGAUCGAGAGGAUGAGGGCAUGAAAGUUGACAUCCCAUACAUAUUCACCAUACGAAAGGUCUUGACUGAACUCUACUUCAAAGACCUCAACAACCACCUCCACGAUUUCUUUGCUCGGUAUGCUAUCAAGGAGAAGACAGACUGUUGGCUUGAUAAACAUCCUUACUCCGACGCAUUCCCAGACACAGAGGCUGAUAGUUGGAUGAGGGAAUAG
Clonostachys byssicola is the source of this 441-nucleotide messenger RNA. The record is from the annotation of a GenBank genome assembly. Lineage: Eukaryota; Fungi; Ascomycota; Sordariomycetes; Hypocreales; Bionectriaceae.